Molecule: messenger RNA, 1255 nt
Organism: Myotis davidii
Lineage: Eukaryota; Metazoa; Chordata; Mammalia; Chiroptera; Vespertilionidae
Gene: MAPK13
Product: mitogen-activated protein kinase 13
Exons: 11
Coding region: 1-1014 (337 amino acids)
Biological process (GO): intracellular signal transduction; protein phosphorylation
Cellular component (GO): cytoplasm; nucleus
Molecular function (GO): MAP kinase activity; ATP binding
Source: RefSeq, a predicted model, not a curated record
AUGGUUGCGAACGGGAGCACCGAGACCCGCAGAAGUGACUCGCCAGGUGGUGGGGAGACCCCCGCGGCCCCGAUCCGCUGCUCCGCCAUCGACAAGCGGUCAGGGGAGAAGGUGGCCAUCAAGAAGCUGAGCCGGCCCUUCCAGUCGGAGAUCUUCGCCAAGCGGGCCUAUCGGGAGCUGCUGCUGCUGAAGCACAUGCAGCAUGAGAACGUCAUCGGGCUCCUGGAUGUCUUCACCCCAGCCUCCUCCCUGCGCAGCUUCCAUGACUUCUACCUGGUGAUGCCUUUCAUGCAGACGGACCUGCAGAAGAUCAUGGGCAUGGAGUUCAGUGAGGACAAGAUCCAGUACCUGGUGUAUCAGAUGCUUAAGGGUCUAAAGUACAUCCACUCGGCUGGUGUCAUCCACAGGGUGAGUAUCUUGGAUUUUGGGCUGGCGCGGCAUGCAGACGCCGAGAUGACUGGCUACGUGGUGACGCGCUGGUACCGGGCCCCCGAGGUGAUCCUCAGCUGGAUGCACUACAACCAGACUGUGGACAUCUGGUCUGUGGGCUGCAUCAUGGCGGAGAUGCUGACGGGGAAAACGCUGUUCAAGGGGAAGGAUUACCUGGACCAGCUGACCCAGAUCCUGAAGGUGACCGGGGUGCCAGGCCCAGAGUUUGUGCAGAAGCUGAAGGACAAAGCGGCCAAAUCCUAUAUCCAGUCCCUGCCGCAGAGCCCCAAGAAGGACUUCUCUCAGCUCUUCCCCAGCGCCAGCCCCCAGGCCGCAGACCUGCUGGAGAAGAUGCUGGAGCUGGACGUGGACAAGCGCGUGACGGCCUCGCAGGCCCUCGCCCACCCCUUCUUCGAACCCUUCCGGGACCCCGAGGAGGAGACGGAGGCCCCGAAAUUCGAUGAUUCCUUAGAGCACGAGAAACUAACGGUGGACGAAUGGAAGCAGCACAUCUACAAGGAGAUCGUGAACUUCAGCCCCAUCGCCAGGAAGGACUCGCGGCGCCGGAGCGGCAUGAAGCUGUAGUGAAGGGCCCAGCGGACCCUCGCUGAGCCUGGAACCACCACGGAGACCCCUCCUGCCUCUGCCCCAGGACCAGUGUUGACCCGUCACUGCUGAAUGCUCGUGGAUUGCAGCCUCCCAAGCAGAGGACAGAGGGCCCCGUUCUGUGUAGGCAACAGGCCUGUUCGAGGCAGAAUGAGAGAUGUUGGUUGGAGGAAAUACCUCCGACUGCGGCCGGCCACAUUAAAUGCCUGUGGGGACAGUC